This is a messenger RNA of Solanum dulcamara, 2109 nucleotides long. RefSeq names its product dnaJ protein ERDJ3A. The record is from RefSeq and is a predicted model, not a curated record. Bases 105 to 1829 code for a protein of 574 amino acids. The transcript is spliced from 7 exons. NCBI's taxonomy places the organism in Eukaryota, Viridiplantae, Streptophyta, Magnoliopsida, Solanales, Solanaceae.
AACUUCUUCUUUUUCUCUAUCAUGUAUCUCUCUCAAUUGAGUACGAUUUCUGAAGAACAAUCGACCCGACAAGUUAUAUUUGUAUCCGAAAAAUCCACCCGAAUAUGAAGACACGACGAAUUUCGAUAGCCAUUGUUCUCUUCGUAUCACUUUUUGUUCUCAACACACAAUCAAAAACCGUUGAUCCUUAUAAGGUGCUCGGAGUUGAUAAAAGUUCAAGUCAGCGUGAGAUCCAGAAAGCUUUCCACAAGCUCUCACUCCAAUAUCAUCCAGACAAGAACAAAAGUAAGGGUGCACAAGAGAAAUUUGCUGAGAUUAAUAACGCUUAUGAAAUUCUGUCUGAUGAGGAGAAGAGGAAAAACUAUGACCUAUAUGGAGAUGAGAAGGGAGCUCCUCGAUUUGAUGCUGGCGGCGCUGGAGAUCAGGGUGGAUAUACAUACUUCACAAGUGGUGGGCCAGGACAGAGUGGGUUUAACUUUGGGCCAGGUGGUAUGGGUGGACAAGGAGGUGCAAAAUCAUUUUCAUUUUCCUUUGGUGGUCCUGGCAGCCAAAGCUCUUCUGGCUUUGGUUUAGAUGAUAUAUUCUCCAACUUGUUUGGGGGUGGAGUGGGAAGUGGGAGCAAAUUUGGGGGGUUUGGUGGCUUUGGUGGUUCAGGCAGGUCUCAGUCUAGAACCAAGAACUCUGGCAAGAGCAUCCCUUCCAUAAACUCGCAGAUGUAUAAGAAAGAGCUAUCUGAUAAAGGAAUGACUUGGCUAUUAUUAUCUCAUACAUAUACCUCAAGAGGUAUCCAAUAUUAUGAAUCUGUCAUUGGAGAAGUCGCAAGCUCACUGAAUGGGGCAAUGAAGGUGGGGAGAAUAAACUGUGAAACUGAUGCAUCUUUUUGCAAGGGUCUUGGCAUAUAUCCUCGCAAUGUGCCAAGAUUGUUUGUGUAUUCAUUAAAAUCAAGUGGGAAUGGUGCUUUGAUGGAGUACAGUGAUGAUUUAGAUGUGAAAAGGGUGAAAAGUUUUUGCCAUGAGCAUCUUCCGAGAUUCUCAAAGCGGGUAGAUUUGGACCACUUUGAUUUUGUUUCCCAGGCUGUAGGAGGUUUACCUAAAGUGAUGCUUCUCUCUACAAAGAAAGAUACUCCAGUUAUUUGGCGUGCUCUUAGUGGCUUGUAUCGAAAUCGUUUUGUCUUCUAUGAUGCACAGGUUCGUGAUGCUUCUGAUCCUUCUGUCCAAAGGUUGGGAGUUGAUGGUCUUCCUGCCAUUGUUGGCUGGCUAUCCAAUGGGGAGAAACAGAUUUUGAGAACAGGAAUUUCUGUAAAAGAUCUAAAAUCAGCAGUUCAAGAUCUAAGUGGUUUACUGGACAAUUUUGAAAAGAAAAAUAAGAAAGCAGCUUCAGCACAGAGUAAAAGUGAGCAGAGUGAGCCAGAGGCUAAGCAAGUACCAGUACUGACAGGCUCUAAUUUCAAUGACAUUUGCGGGGAGAAAACUCCUGUUUGUGUGAUUGGUGUUUUCAGGUCAUCUAAAGCAAGGGAUAAGCUAGAAAAAGUUCUAUUAUCGGUCUCUCAAAAGUCAUUAUCAAGACGACAGAAUACAGCAUAUGGCUCAAGAGAUUCAGUUUCGUAUGCACUUUUGGAUGCAGCGAGGCAGCAGUCUUUCUUGAAUGCAUUUGACAAAUCAGGAUAUAAAUCAUCAGACAAGGUCCUUCUCGCAUACAAGCUGCGGAAGGGUAAGUUUGCAGUUUUUGAGGGAGAAGUUACUACUGAAGAUGCAGAGAGUUUCAUUAGCUCCGUUCUCAGUGGGGACGUACAAUUUUCCAACACCAGACAAAAACCUAUAGCAAAGUAAAUAAUAGGUAGGUACCAAUUUAGUGGAAAUGAAAAAUACUGCGAUCUGGAAAACAUGUACAGCCAGUGCUUCAAGGUUGCUCCUUUAUUUUUGUUUAUUUAGCCCUUCAUCAUGAACUGGAAGAAGUUGAUUUAGCAGCAAAGUUGAUUAACCGUUGCUGGAGUAAGGUCCUUUUUCUUUUGAUAAAAAAAAUGCACAUAGCUGCAGCAUACAACUGAACUGAAGUUUCUCAAGUUUGUUGCAAGUUCUCAUGUAUAUAAUAAUCUUAUAAUUAGACUAA